Molecule: messenger RNA, 699 nt
Organism: Hevea brasiliensis (rubber tree)
Lineage: Eukaryota; Viridiplantae; Streptophyta; Magnoliopsida; Malpighiales; Euphorbiaceae
Product: major strawberry allergen Fra a 1.08
Exons: 2
Coding region: 101-586 (161 amino acids)
Biological process (GO): abscisic acid-activated signaling pathway; defense response
Cellular component (GO): nucleus; cytoplasm
Molecular function (GO): signaling receptor activity; protein phosphatase inhibitor activity; abscisic acid binding
Source: RefSeq, a predicted model, not a curated record
UUAUUUAUUUUUGUUUAUAAUAAGUAGAUUUCAAUAAGCCAAGGCUCUACAUUUAAUCAAAUUAGUCUUCUCGGGUGGUUUGUUUUGAAAGCUGAGAAUUAUGGGAGUCAUCUUAUAUGAAGGGCAGGUUGCCAGCAAAGUCCCACCUGCCAAACUGUUCAAGAAGUUUGUUCUUGAGAGCCUGACCCUCCUCCCCAAGGUCUUGCCCCAGGCUCUUGAAAGUGUAGUCAAUCUUCAGGGAGAUGGAGGGCCUGGUACCAUCAGACAAGUUCACUUCAGCAAUGGGAGCUUUGUGAAGGAGACGGUUGACGCCAUAGACAAGGAGAAUUUCAUAUUUGAUUACUCUGUGAUUGAAGGUGAUCGUUCCUUCAUGAGUAAGGAACUUGAAAAAAUCUGUUUCCAGAUUAAGAUAGAAGCCUCGCCUGAUGGAGGAUCCAUCUGCAAGCGCAGCAGCAAGAGCUACGCUCGUGAGGGAGUUGACGUCAAUGAAGAGGAAAUUAAGGCUGCUCAAGAAAAGAUUAUGGAAGCCUUUGUAGGAAUAUUCAAGGUUUUUGAAGCUUAUAUCUUGGCAAAUCCUUAUGAUUAAAUAUAUUUAUUAAUUUUCAUGUUUUACUAAGCUCCAUUCUAGAAACUAUUUCAAUUUUCUUUUCCUUUUAUCUCCCCUAAUAAAACAAUCCAAGAUGACGAGAUUGAGCAUUA